AUGCUGCUGCCUUCGGCGGACCCCCCGCUGGGGGCCGCCUCGGCCGGCAGCGAAAAUCCGUUUCAGGAGCGGCAGCAGGAGCAGUGCACGCCUAGCCAAACCCCCCGCACCGCCGCGAUGCCGGCGGACACGGCCCCGCUGGCGCGCUUUGUCGUGGAGGCGGCUGUGCUGGGCACCGGCCUGGUGCGCCCCAUCACCUUCUUCCCCAUCCUGACGACCAUCAAAUCCACUGACUCAAGUAGGUACGCGGUGCCGGAUGUGCCGAAGGGGCCGCAUGAGGCUCAGCUGGAGCAGGGAAUACAACGCAGCCAGUGGGCCGCCUCCUCCUCGGCGCAGGUGGAUCGUCGCUACAGCGAGCUGGUGGAGUUUCGCGCCUUACUUGCCUACCAGUUUCCCACUAUGAUUGUCCCGCCGCUGCCGCCCAAGUCAAAACUUGAGAACUUCGGCACCUUUUUGACGAAUGGGAACAUUCUGCUCACGCAGCAGCGCACGCUGGUGCGGUUUCUUCGCGAGGUUGCCAUGACUCCCGAGCUGAUGUACUUCUCUGUGUACACCCCUCAUUUCUUUCAACUGCCACGCGAGAGUUUUGAGGACUGGGUCGGCAUCAUGCGGGCCGUGCUCGCGGAGUUCCGCCGCUGCAACGCCUCCAUCGACGCCCACAGCUCACGCAAGGGCGGACUGCUGGGCUCCGACUCCGUCGCCGCCUUCACCGGCGGCUCCACGAAGGUUGUGCGGAAGCUCGUGGGGAUGCUGCACUCGUGGAUUGGCGGCGGUGGCAGCGAAAGCUCCCCGGCACCGGCACCGGCACCACAACAGCAACAGCGACGGCGGCGGGGCCAGCAGGCCGCUGGUGAUGCAGCAGCUUCCGCGGAGGUCCCCAGUGCGGUGGAGGAUGUCAAUUACUGGAGCUGCGAGAUGCGUUUCCUCGCUGACUACCGCGAGGCCCUGCUCGGGGCGGCGCGUCCGUACCUCACCGUCAUGGAGCAGUCGGUGGAGACCGUCACCGCCGCGAAGGAUGUGGCGGAGGCGCUCGAGCGGUACGCCGACGUCCUCGCCGCCUCCUCGGCCAAUAAGGCCCUUGCGCAGGUGACGCUGGAGGCCGGCCGCUUCAUCGGCGUGGGCGCCACCGCGAUGGACCGGUAUCAGGCCAAGCGGAAGAGUGAGGUGUAUGAGCGGCUUCUCUUUGAGGUUUCGUACCUUGACGCCGCGAUGGACGCGAUUGACCACGUGCUGUGCCUCUGGCGCUACUGCAAGGAACUCGUCGGGGAGCAGGCGUCCGCCGCCUUCGUCGCCUACACGGGGGACGUGAGCAUCCGGCUGCGCAAGUUCUACAGGCAGCGGUUCCUCUGCAAUCUUAAGCGCCGCAUGCACAACAUGCUGCACCGCAUGGCAGAGGCGGAGCGGCGCUUUGCGGAGGAAGUGGAGGCGAGCAUGCGAGGCACCGCCUUCGCCGCGACCAUACAGGACCCCAAGUACUCGGAGUACGCCUCGGGUUCACCAUGA
Messenger RNA from Trypanosoma conorhini, 1503 nucleotides. RefSeq lists its product as uncharacterized. Bases 1 to 1503 code for a protein of 500 amino acids. The record is from RefSeq and is a predicted model, not a curated record. Lineage: Eukaryota; Euglenozoa; Kinetoplastea; Trypanosomatida; Trypanosomatidae. The transcript has a single exon. Gene Ontology annotation, molecular function: phosphatidylinositol binding.